Molecule: messenger RNA, 1104 nt
Organism: Rotaria sp. Silwood2
Lineage: Eukaryota; Metazoa; Rotifera; Eurotatoria; Philodinida; Philodinidae
Source: the annotation of a GenBank genome assembly
AUGAAUCGUUUUGGUGAUAUCGAUGUUUCAGUUAAACAACUUUCACCAGUCUAUGGUUAUCGUAGUGAAAAAGAGGUUAUCCUUGAAAAAGCACUAGAACCUAUUGGACCUCAAAUAGAAGAACUACCUCAUUACAUAAUGAUAGCUAAACGGCACUGUCAUUUUCCGUCAGAACAUGGACUAACACAAGAUCAAUCAGCAGCUGUUUAUAUUUACACGAUGGAAUGGGGUGAGACUAGUUUGUAUCGUGUAUUGAAUAAAGCGUUACGAUCCGAAAAUCGACUGGCAUUAAAGAUAUGGUUUCCAUAUUUAAAACUGUUUGACACAGCAUUGGACAAGUUACCUAAUGUUAAAGAGUCUCUAUGGAGAGGUGUACCUCUUGAUAUUGGCAAGAAUUUCACCGAAGGUCAAAUCGUGACAUGGUGGAGUAUUAAUUCAUGUUCAUCGUCAGUCAAUAUCAUUAAAAGUUUUCUUAGCGACGACAAAGAAUCAACCCUUUUUCUUAUUGAAGCUGUUAACGGAAAAAAUAUUUCUGGUUAUACUCAAUAUGAAAAUGAAAAUGAAAUAAUUUUACGAAUUGGCUCCCAAUUUCGUGUGAAGAGUGAUGCUUUAAAGCAAUCGAAUAUCUCACAUCUCGUACACUUAAUUCAAAUUAAUGAAAAUGUGCCGAGUAAGUGUUUCCAUUUUUUCUCAACUGAAUUAUUUUUUUCAUGAUAUACAUUGCCAGUCAAAAUUAUUCGUUCAUCAAACAAAUAAAAGUUUUCUUAUUUCGUAUUUCAGAGAUAAAAAUGACUUGAGACGUGCACCUGACUAUGUCUAGUAUGCUUAUGCUUAAUGUUAGAUUAAAAUUUCCUUGUGUUAAUUUUCUCUUGAAACAAAAAAAACAUAUUGUAUAUUGCAUGGGUCAAAAUUAUCUGAUCACUUUUGUUUUGCGAUUUCAAAGCGCGUAUCUAAACAACAUUUUCUUCAUGAUAUAUCAUUCGAAAGAAUAAAUUAUUCUUUACACGAUGAGCUAAUUUCUGUUAGGCUGAUAUGCAGAAGAAGCGAAAACCUAGUGCAUCGGGAGCCAUUUCAGGUCGGUAUGACUUAGAAGCUAUAGGCCGA